CUAAGCUGCCGCUUCUGCGCCCCCGUGUCGCUACUUCCCAGGGCGGCGGUAUGCUGGGGAAAGGAGUAGUCGGCGGCGGCGGAGGCACCAAGGCGCCCAAGCCAUCUUUCGUGUCGUACGUGCGCCCCGAGGAAAUUCACACAAACGAAAAGGAAGUAACAGAGAAGGAAGUAACUCUUCACUUGUUGCCAGGUGAACAGCUGCUUUGUGAAGCCAGCACAGUACUGAAGUAUGUCCAGGAAGAUUCCUGUCAGCGAGGGGUCUAUGGGAGACUUGUCUGCACAGACUUCAAGAUUGCUUUCUUGGGUGAUGAUGAAUCUGCAUUGGAGAAUGAUGAAAUGCAAUUUAAGAAUAAAGUUGUAGGAGAAAAUGAUAUUACACUCCACUGUGUCGAUCAGAUUUAUGGAGUGUUUGAUGAGAAGAAAAAAACUCUCUUUGGACAACUGAGGAAAUACCCUGAAAAACUCAUCAUCCACUGCAAAGACCUCCGAGUGUUCCACUUUUGUCUGAGGUACACCAAGGAAGAGGAAGUCAAAAGGAUUGUCAGUGGCAUAAUUCAUCAUACCCAGGCUCCUAAACUGCUUAAACGAUUGUUUUUGUUUUCCUAUGCUACUGCUGCGCAGAACAGUACAGCCACCGAUCCCAAGAAUCACACAGUAAUGUUUGACACACUGAAGGACUGGUGCUGGGAACUGGAGCGGACGAAAGGCAACGUGAAGUUCAAAGCAGUGGGUGUCAAUGAAGGCUACAGAAUCUGUGAGAGGUUGCCAGCAUACUUUGUUGUCCCCACCCCUCUUCCUGAAGAGAAUGUGCAACGCUUUCAGGGUCACGGCAUACCAAUAUGGUGUUGGUCCUGCCACAAUGGAAGUGCCCUUCUGAAAAUGUCAGCACUGCCCAAAGAACAGGAUGAUGGCAUUUUACAAAUCCAGAAGAGCUUCUUAGAUGGAAUUUACAAGACCAUCCACAGGCCACCCUAUGAAGCUGUUAAAACUGAAGACCUAUCAAGCAACUUCCUAUCCCUGCAGGAAAUCCAAGCUGCAUACUCCAAAUUUAAACAGCUAUUUCUGAUAGAUAACAGUACUGAAUUUUGGGACACAGAUAUAAAAUGGUUUUCAUUGUUGGAAAGUAGCAGCUGGCUUGACAUAAUCAGACGUUGCCUAAAAAAAGCAAUAGAGAUUACAGAAUGUCUAGAAGCACAAAACAUGAACGUUCUUCUUUUAGAGGAGAACGCUUCCGAUCUCUGCUGCCUUGUUUCCUCUCUGGUACAAGUGAUGAUGGACCCCUACUGUAGAACCAGGAUUGGUUUCCAGAGCCUUGUCCAAAAGGAGUGGGUCAUGGGCGGCCACUGUUUCUUGGAUCGCUGCAACCAUCUCCGCCAGAGUGACAAAGAGGAGGUUCCUGUGUUCCUGCUUUUCCUAGAUUGCAUCUGGCAACUGGUACAACAGCAUCCCCCAGCAUUUGAGUUCACAGAGACUUACCUGACUGUUUUGUCAGACAGCCUGUACAUACCUAUUUUUAGUACCUUCUUCUUCAAUUCUCCUCAUCAAAAAGAUACUAACAUGGGAAGGGAGAGCCAGGAUACACAAAGCAAGCCUUUGAAUCUGCUCACCGUGUGGGACUGGUCUGUACAGUUUGAACCCAAAGCCCAGACGUUGCUCAAAAACCCUCUUUAUGUGGAAAAGCCAAAACUGGACAAAGGCCAGCGGAAAGGAAUGCGUUUCAAACAUCAACGACAGCUUUCUUUGCCACUCACCCAAUCUAAGUCAUCUCCCAAAAGAGGAUUUUUCAGGGAAGAAACAGAUCAUUUAAUUAAAAACCUUCUUGGCAAGAGAAUUAGCAAACUUAUUAAUUCUUCUGAUGAGCUGCAAGACAACUUUCGAGAGUUCUAUGACAGUUGGCACAGCAAGCCCACUGACUACCACGGUUUGUUGUUGCCUCAUAUAGAGGGGCCAGAAAUCAAAGUCUGGGCCCAGCGCUACUUGCGUUGGAUUCCGGAAGCCCAAAUCCUAGGUGGCGGCAGAGUGGCCACCAUGAGCAAACUCUUGGAAAUGAUGGAGGAAGUUCAGAGCUUACAAGAGAAAAUCGACGAGAGACACCACAGGCAGGAAGCCCUCCAGGCGGAUGUCCCCUGCCUGCUGAGGAACUCUGCCCGCCUGUCCUCUUUGUUUCCUUUCGCUUUGCUCCAGCGACAUUCCACUAAGCCUGUCUUACCCACCAGUGGCUGGAAAGCUUUGGGAGAUGAAGAAGAUUUGGCCAAACGAGAAGAUGAGUUUGUGGAUCUAGGGGACAUGUGACUUGUUUUUUGAGUGAUUGUGAAAGAGGAUUGUGGGAGAUUGGGACAGAUGCUCCCUGGAUUAGUGUCACGCUGCAGCUGAUGCUGGGAGGGUCGUUAGCCCUGCACUCUGUUGGAGUAAACCUGAGCCUUCAGGAAAAGAGCUGGCUCUUGUUUUUUUUCAUUGUUCUGAAAGACUAUGCAAUUAAAACCAUAUCUCUAGUAUUAUCAAUCGAAAGGAAUUACUACUUGACCUGUAAUAGGAUCGUGGCCGUUUUCUGAUGCCUAAGUAUUAUACCUUAUAUUAUAUUAUAAGCUUGCAAUGGUCAGUUUACUACUAGAAAGGGCUUUGUGAGAUAUUCUUGGACUUGAUCCUUUCUUCAGAUCCUUUCUGUGCCAAGAUAAUUUAUCCAGUCAUUGGGAAUAGUAGGUUUCCUUAUAACCCAUCUCAGUUAGGGGCAAAUUCAACUCUACGUGAUAUUUGUAUGUCAAAUUGAAAGAUUCAAGCAGAGGUAUUAAGAUGUAUGACAUUUACUCAAACAAACCAUAGCAUUUUCUUUUCUAUGUCCUCUUGCCUGUGAAAAUCUGGGAUAUUCCACCUGUCACUAAUUAGGUGUCAUCCUAACACUCGGACCAGCCUCCCUUCUUCAUAGACUGUCAUUUUGUGUAUGGGUGGUGGACUGGCCAGCCCCCACCCUCUAUCUUGUGCUUACAGCUCCAGGGUAUCCCUCCACCUGCUGCACACCACUCGCUGCUGUCCCUCCGUACUCCCCACCUUGGUGCACGUAGUCCCAGUGUCUUGCUGCUAAACCUGUCAGUUGAACUGGGGGAAUCUCUUUGUUUGCCCAGAGGAUCUGCUAGUUCUCUGGAGCCUUCCAGCAUUUGGAAGGAGUCGCUUUGCCUUUUUCUGAUUGCAUGCUGAGGCUUGGGGGCACCUGUGAUUGUUCUCUGCAGCACCCCCUCAGGCAUUUUCCUUGUGUUCUGUUACCUGCACAGACCGAGGGGGUUGGGUCACUUUUGAAAGUGGCUUUCAUAGGAAAGCAGUCAAACAUAAAUAUCAGAAGUGACAAUUAUCAUAUGAUACCUCAGUGAUUUAAAAAGCCAUAAAAGAAACUUGACUGUGCUUGGUCACUUUCUUGGAUCUCCUAUCUAAAUGAUAUAUAUUUUUUUAAUGCAGAAAACUAUACUUUGUAAGGACCAGUUUUUUCAUUCUUAAUGGAACCCUGUCAAAUCCCACAAAAGAAAGGUAAAAAUUCAUGUUAGAAUGUUUCAGAUGGCUUGUAUGCUUCUUCCAUACAUUUACUCUCCCAGUAUAGAUCCCAGUUUGAAUAUUACAUGUGUAGAAAAACUUUCAGUUGCUCAAGAGCAAUAAGAACUUUUGAAACUAAGGACAAAGAGGAGGUUCUGGUUUGCACUGAAUCAUCUUCUGUACAUACAGUAGUUUUUUUGUGCUCUGCACUCCAUGUUCAUGCAUGAGCCAGCUUGAUCUGUCAAGAAGACGUGUCAAGGGGAGGGCAAGAUUCGUGCAUCUGGGGGCCAAACACAAGUUCAGUCUUGGUUGCCUUAAGAGCCUUACUAGCGAGGUCAAUGUUAGGCUUGUCUUUUUACAAGACACUAGUUCUUUAGCUACCUUCACAUACGUUCUGUGGACCUUUUUAAACUUGCACUAACUUCCACUUCUCUGUCCCAUUGCCUCUAAGAUACACUAUGGAGCUAACUAUUUUUGUUAACAUAGUAUAACAUGAAUAUUUAUACAGUAGCCUCUUCAGUCUUAGUAAUUUUCAUUCCAAAAAUGCCCGGUGUGAUGCUUUACACUUCACAAAGUAUGGUUUAAAGGCACACGGUCAUGGCCCUUGUCAUAGCAGUUGAAUGUGCAUUGAAAUAUUUUUCUAUGAUUUUUUAAAAAAAUUAUCAUAGGAAAAUAAGUAA
Messenger RNA from Cynocephalus volans (Philippine flying lemur), 4201 nucleotides. RefSeq names its product myotubularin related protein 12 (gene MTMR12). The transcript is spliced from 16 exons. Gene Ontology annotation, molecular function: phosphatidylinositol-3-phosphate phosphatase activity. Gene Ontology annotation, cellular component: cytoplasm; membrane. NCBI's taxonomy places the organism in Eukaryota, Metazoa, Chordata, Mammalia, Dermoptera, Cynocephalidae. Gene Ontology annotation, biological process: phosphatidylinositol dephosphorylation. The record is from RefSeq and is a predicted model, not a curated record. Bases 51 to 2294 code for a protein of 747 amino acids.